Trichophyton rubrum CBS 118892 is the source of this 2528-nucleotide messenger RNA. RefSeq lists its product as uncharacterized. NCBI's taxonomy places the organism in Eukaryota, Fungi, Ascomycota, Eurotiomycetes, Onygenales, Arthrodermataceae. The record is from RefSeq and is a predicted model, not a curated record. The coding region runs from base 1 to 2511 and encodes 836 amino acids. The transcript is spliced from 2 exons.
AUGUCGGCGGACAGUCGCAGCUCGCAACCACGCCCACACGCCGAUAACAGACCGUCUAAGCCGUCGCUUGUGUCGUCUGGGAAGAGGUCUUACUCUACGUAUCUGAGUGACGUCGACCGCAAGUUCAAGCAGCUCUCCCGGGACGUCCUGCCCGCCCAUCCAUACAUCUUGUCCGUGCCCACCGAGAAGCCGUACCGGCUGGGAUCGCGCUUCGUGAGCAACUGGGCAGUGGGAGAGAAUACCUUGUUCUCUCCGGAGGAGGAACAGCUGCAGUAUAUGACCUUUCUCCCCCACCAGGGAGAAGACACGCUGCUGGUCUCGGUUGGAGGCUGGUCGGAUGACAAGGGGAAUAUAGUCCCAGAAGAGGACCAGAGACCGCCCUCAAGCGCCGUCAGCAUGGCGGCGCCACUUACUACCGCCUCGCAGCAGGACGCCCUGGCCAGGCGGAAGAAGAAAAUCACCCUGAGUGAUUACAAGAAGAAGGCCCUGGAGACCCCCCCACCACCACCAAUUCCGCUGCCUGGCGCAGCCGACCCGUCCACCAACGGGGCCAAUGGAACCAACGGCAGCCGCCCGGGGAGUAUAGACUCCGACAAGACACUGCGCAGACCGCAGUCGAAUAGCUCCAAGCCAGAGGCCAAACAAAACCACCAGCACCACCACUAUCAGCACCCUUCACAGGCCGCGGCCCCUGCUACCUCUUCAACCUCCGCCCCUGACACUCGGACUGGCAGCAGAAGUAAUGAUACCAAGCAGAAAGCGCAGGACAGCCCCUCGUUACCCGCCAACACCGGCCGGGUAGACAAAAAUACCAAGCUCCCGCCAUCAAAAUCUAGCCUGCCAAAGGACUCUCCGCCGCGCAAGAAGCCACGGCUCUCCACUCAGCCGGAAGAGAGGGAAAAGGAGAAAAUUCCUUCAAAGAAGACAGGAAGAGCCCACCAGAUGAUCUCCCGCUCUCACUCUAGUUCCAUAUCCAGCAUAUCCAACAAGGCUAUGCCCAGCAAACCCAAGCCGGGCGCGAACUCGUCAUCAACCAAACAGUCGCAGCAAUCCUCCCUGGCUGCUGAGAAGAAACCGGCCAGUAUAUCUUCUUCUGCAGGCCUCCCACCAAAACCAUCAACGGCCUCUUCAAAGCCAGCCGCUUCUCAACCAACCCCCAGAAUCACGACAACAGCUCCAAAGGAGAAGCUGAUCGUCAAACUAAAGUAUGGUCGCCAGAACAGGAAGCGAAUCGAGGCUCUUUUAAAAAUAUCAUCCAAACGGAAACCUACACCCACGCAAACCUCCGCGAAAUCCAAGGGGCUGCCAGAUUCCAUUGUUGUAUCCAAGAGUUCUCCAUCAAAUUCAUCACCCCAACCGGGAAGCUCCACUACUACAUCCAUGGGUAAACAGCGUGAGCCUAGCUCAGGUUACAAGCGACCAAAGGCCGUGGAUGGAGACGAUGUCCAGGAGCCUGCUUUAAAACGGCCCCGGAGUUCCAAUACACUUGCACCACCUCCAUUAGACCAAGCUCCGACACCUAGCAUGCAGACUCCUAGAUCAACUUCGGCUACUAAGCACCCGCCUGCAUCCUCGCAGGACCAAUUUCUCACCCCUAAAAAGGAAUACAAGGGGACUGCAAUGCGCCGUGUGGGAUCCGGUGACAGUGACAUGAAGACUCCAAGUGGCAGCGCAACAAGCGUGAAGAUGACUCAGUCUCUAUCUGUGGAAAGCCAUCCAUCUUCCAGCACACAGCCUUCAGAGCGCCGCGGCUGGCGUGACGAAUAUCAGAGAUUUGUCAACCUGGGCCGUGACCUCAAACAUGCCUCACAGCGCAACUCAACCCACAAAUACAGCACCAGCCAUGAUAUCCAGGAUGACAAGCUAAGCGCCACAAUUGCAGUCGAAGCCUUGCUCUGCUUUGUUCUAGCCUUCAUUGCCGAACAACGCUUCCAAUCUCUCAGUCGACAAGUCGGCAACUCCACCGGUUGGCGCUCUAUAAUAGCAUACUGGCAAUCUGUUCUCAAUCGAACAACCUCUUAUCCACACCUCCAUGGCCUCUGUCUCCUCCUAGGUGCGGUAUGUCACGACUCCAUUCAUUCUCUCGACCUCGAACGAUUAGCAACCACUCCCUUCCCGGAUGAACAUAGUCCUGCCCCUACCCCCGGCAGUGACGGCAACACCGUAACCAGCGAAGAAACCAAGAAACAGCGACGAGAGUUCGCGGAGCUGAGAACCAGACUUCCUGAAUCGUAUAAGGUUGCCCGUCGCUUAUGGCUCGAAGGAUCCCGCGAGCUGUCUGAUUCGGUCCUCACGCAGCAUUAUCCCAACACCUGGUCAAAACGAUUGAAAAAUUCCGCCGAUCGAGGAAGAGAACAGCUUAAACUAGGCGAGUACGGAGGCGACUUUUACCUCCCGCUGGGCACCGCAUCAACACCCCUUGAAGCAGUACGGUUUGCCUGGGCUUUCCUGAAUGAAUGGAGUGAGAGAGAAGGAGUCAAGUGGAAGGGUAGAUUGGGAUUGGGCCUGUAGCAGCCUCUUUCCGCUAC